AUGAUGUCGCUAGGCGGGUCGGCGUCGACCAGUCUGAACAAGACUGUGACUGCCAAGUACAUGAGCAUCCCUCAGCCCAAGGACAAGGUGCGGGUGCUCUACGUGUGGAUCGACGGGACCGGGGAAAACGUUCGCUGCAAGAAUAGGACCGUCGACUUCAUUCCAAAAGAUCCUUCUCUGGGACCCGGAGCGGGCAUCAAGGCAGCCGAUGACCUGUGGAUGGCUCGUUAUUUGCUGCAUCGGGUCGCUGAGGACUACGGGGUCAUCGUCACUUUCGACCCGAAGCCGAUGGAGGGCGACUGGAACGGCGCCGGGGCGCACACCAACUUCUCCACCAAGGCGAUGCGAGAAGACGGAGGCAUCACGGAAAUCGAAAAGGCGAUCGACAAGUUGUCGAGGCACCACGUGAGGCAUAUCAAGGCCUAUGACCCGAAGCAGGGCAAGGACAACGAGAGGCGCUUGACUGGCAGACACGAGACCUCGUCCAUCCACGACUUCUCUGCGGGUGUGGCAAACCGAGGUACAAGCAUCAGGAUUCCUCGAGGAGUCGCGGAGGAAAAGAAGGGCUACUUGGAAGAUCGUCGCCCGUCGUCAAACUGCGACCCAUACUCGGUUUGCGAAGUGCUUGUUCGCACUUGUUGUCUGGAAAACUAAACCAACAAGCUACCUCAACAAACUAAACGACGUUUCCACAUAUAAGCAGAAGGGGAAGAACGAGAUUUGAGACACCUUCAAUUGAUAUUCUACGAGAGAACAUCACGGUUGGAUCUGUUAAAUCAUACGAGAGACGAUAUUAUUUGUUUCGGUACGAAAGCUGUGUGGGUCGAUCACCGCGGAAUUUGUUUCCUCGAAUGCACAGAAUGAAUUCAAGACACCUUUCCGAAGCCGAUGGAUCUUAUUUUGGAAAAUUCACUUCAGUUUUUUUUAAUGACUGAUUGGUUUUUUUGUUGCUCUGGAGUAUUUCAUGGGAUUCCGAAUUUUCGUUCCCGGUGCUGAACAGUGACCCGAGUUUUGGUUUGUCUUUCUUGGGAAAUCUUCAUGACAAGUUUUUAAACUGGAGUGUAACUUAUUUCCCUUCUCCCAAAGUCCUCCUCGAUGGAAAACAGGGUUUCCUUUGUGCAUUCAUUCGAGAAAAAAGAAUCUGUUGUAAAUACGAGAAACUUUGUAUGCUUCGUAGGAUAUAGUGAUUAUUUGAAAAUUUGAAUAGGUUUCCUGCAAAUGUUUUACACUUGGUUCCGUGCGACGUUGAGGAUGGCCAAAGAUUCUCUGGUUCAGUUGAAAAAAGAUUUGUAAAAAAAUAAGACUGGAUUUAGCUAUGUGUAAGUAAAAGUGAAUUUUUGGAUGUCAUUUUAUCUUCUCGCGUUACUUUGAGUGUGAUGCUGCUUGCGUGAGAGUCGUUUCUGUUGGCCUGUGUUAUUGGCGCAAAUAUAAACCAGAAUUUCAUAAA
Messenger RNA from Notodromas monacha, 1447 nucleotides. NCBI's taxonomy places the organism in Eukaryota, Metazoa, Arthropoda, Ostracoda, Podocopida, Cyprididae. The record is from the annotation of a GenBank genome assembly.